AUCAUCGAUCACUGACUGCGUCGUAUUGUGUGCCAUGGCAGAGGCAGCCAAAAUUUUGGUGCUCGGCUCAGCGCACGGUGCGAUUCCAGCAUACCUCUCCAAGCUUCGGACCUUCAACACCAAGCACGGCCCGUUUGACGCUAUCUUCUGCAUUGGCGACUUCUUCACACCUUCCAGUUUUGGUUCAGGAAUUGAUAAUGAAGGUGUUCAAGAUCUAGUGGACGGCAAGCUGGACAUACCCGUUCCGACCUUCGUCCUCGCAAGUCCGAAUUUUGACCCACCGCAGGAGGUGAAGGAGAAUAUGGGGAGGGACGGUGGGGAGAUAUGUAAAAACCUGGCUAUGUUGCAAGGCGUCGGUCGGCUUGAAAUCCCCGGAAAGGGUGUAUAUGUAUCAUACGACUCGAGCUCCUCACCAGUGAACGUCGCAGACCUUGAGCCAGCCAGCAGCACACACAUCCUUCUCACUUACGCACACCCCUCACUGGUUUUUUCUUCCCUUCCUACGGCCACGUCAGGGGAGAACGAGGCCGACCUACUCCUAAAACACCGUAAGCCGAGAUAUGCCUUCUCUGGUUCCUCGGGCGUUUGGAGCGAGAGCGAACCCUUCGGUUGGUCGGAACAAUACGGGACAGUUAAGGAGUGGACAAGGUGUGUCAGUGUAGGGAGUAUGAGAGGGGAGGGAGGCAAGAAGCAAAGGUUCUAUUACGCCUUCUCAAUCGCCCCACUCCAAGCACAACCACACCCUCCGAACGCCAUUCCCAACCCCUACUUACCCUCCUUGCCCUCCCCUUCCAUUGACACCUCUAAGCCCGCCGCACCCAGCCCAGCAGACGUAAAAGGGCUCAACGGCGCCGCCAGCACGAACAAGCGCAAAUUCGAGGCGAUCGCUGCUGCCGAGGCUUCUGGAGUCGACUUCCGAUGGGGAGGAGAGGGGAAGAAGCAGAAGACGGAGAAGAAGGAUGGGAGCGGGAAGCCUCCCGAGGGAUAUCGUUGCAGAUUGUGUGAUUCCCCUGAUCAUUAUAUACAAGCAUGCCCUAUAAAGAUUGAGCAGGACAAAACACGAGCGAAAGCCCGGGAAACGGAUAAGCCACCCGAGGGAUACACCUGUAACCGCUGCGGCUCCUCGGAGCACUUCGUGCGAAACUGCCCAACUCGGGGUGAGACAGGUGACACUGGGGGGGCGAAGCCGCCCGACGGGUAUGUGUGCAAGGCGUGUGGUGGUGGCGGGCAUUAUUUCAAGGAUUGUGAGAUUGCAGCGAAGGGGAGAAGAGAUCGGGGCAGGGGAGGGAGGGGAAGCAAGGAGAUCACCCCGGACGAAUGCUGGUUCUGCUUAUCCAAUCCGAAUGUGGCAAAAUACCUCAUCACCUCGAUUGGCUCUGAGACGUACCUCACCCUACCGAAAGGAUCUCUCCUUCCCCUCAAGUCAACCUUACCAACCCAUGUCCCUGGGGGUGGCCACUUACUCAUCAUCCCCAUCACGCAUCACCCCACGCUCCUCUCUCUCCCGCCAGACAUCUCCCUCCCUAUCACAGCGGAGAUCGAGUCAUACAAAUCCGCCCUGCGCGCGGUCUUCCGUGAACACGGAUGUGUCGCUGUCUCGUGGGAGAUUGCCCGGCUCUCAGGGAGGGGAGGGCACGCGCACAUGCAGGUUUGUGCGGCGCCCCUCCAUCUCUCUGAGAACGGUAAGCUCGAGGAGGCUUUUAGGCGGGAAGGCGAAGCGGGUGGCGUAGACUGGGAAGAGGAACUACCCGGAGAAGCUGGCAGGGAGAGGGAUGGGAACUAUCUGAGGGUCGAGUUGCCGGGAGGGAAGGUGUUGGUGCAUAAUAUCAGACCGGGGCCACCGUUUAAUUUGCAGUUCCCACGGAUGGUAUUAGGGAAGUUGUUUGGGUUGGAGGAUCGGAUUGACUGGCAUGGAUGUCCUGAGGGCCAAGACGAGGAGCGGGAAGCGGCAGAAGCGUUCAAGGCCGCUUUCGCAAAAUAUGAUCCCACGUUAGCUUGAUUUCGAGCAUGCAUGUUGCCUUCAAUCUGUCAGUGUAACAGUUACGGGUUGUUUGGUGUAAAGCGGUUGUAAUCUUAUGUUUACGACAC
Dacryopinax primogenitus is the source of this 2088-nucleotide messenger RNA. RefSeq lists its product as uncharacterized. The transcript is spliced from 8 exons. The record is from RefSeq and is a predicted model, not a curated record. NCBI's taxonomy places the organism in Eukaryota, Fungi, Basidiomycota, Dacrymycetes, Dacrymycetales, Dacrymycetaceae. The coding region runs from base 35 to 1999 and encodes 654 amino acids. Gene Ontology annotation, biological process: mRNA splicing, via spliceosome. Gene Ontology annotation, molecular function: RNA lariat debranching enzyme activator activity; nucleic acid binding; zinc ion binding. Gene Ontology annotation, cellular component: post-mRNA release spliceosomal complex.